Molecule: messenger RNA, 865 nt
Organism: Eubalaena glacialis (North Atlantic right whale)
Lineage: Eukaryota; Metazoa; Chordata; Mammalia; Artiodactyla; Balaenidae
Gene: LIN7B
Product: lin-7 homolog B, crumbs cell polarity complex component
Exons: 6
Biological process (GO): maintenance of epithelial cell apical/basal polarity; protein localization to basolateral plasma membrane; neurotransmitter secretion
Cellular component (GO): MPP7-DLG1-LIN7 complex; cell-cell junction; basolateral plasma membrane
Molecular function (GO): L27 domain binding
Source: RefSeq, a predicted model, not a curated record
AUGGGGUCUGAGGGCAGGGCAGCGAGACCCGAGCGGUAGCAGGUGGGACGGUGCGCUCACUGGGCCUCGCCUCCGCAGGGGGCGCUCGUCUCCGGGGCGUGGCCUCGCGCAGCCCCGCCCUCCUCGCCGGCCACCGCCAGGCCGGUGCCUCGCAGCGGCGGCGCCGACAUGGCUGCGCUGGUGGAGCCGCUGGGGCUGGAGCGGGACGUGUCCCGGGCGGUGGAGCUCCUCGAGCGGCUCCAGCGCAGCGGGGAGCUGCCCCCGCAGAAGUUGCAGGCCCUCCAGCGAGUCCUGCAGAGCCGCUUCUGCUCUGCCAUCCGGGAGGUGUAUGAGCAACUCUAUGACACGCUGGACAUCACCGGCAGUGCUGAGAUCCGGGCCCACGCCACAGCCAAGGCCACGGUGGCCGCCUUCACAGCCAGUGAGGGCCACGCACAUCCCAGGGUAGUGGAACUGCCCAAGACGGAUGAGGGCCUGGGCUUCAACAUCAUGGGGGGCAAGGAGCAGAAUUCGCCCAUCUACAUCUCCCGUGUCAUCCCUGGAGGCGUGGCUGACCGCCACGGAGGCCUCAAGCGUGGGGACCAGCUGCUGUCAGUGAAUGGUGUGAGCGUUGAGGGUGAACAGCAUGAGAAGGCAGUGGAGUUGCUGAAGGCUGCCCAGGGCUCGGUGAAGCUGGUGGUGCGCUAUACACCUCGAGUGCUGGAGGAGAUGGAGGCCCGCUUUGAGAAGAUGCGCUCUGCCCGGCGGCGCCAGCAACAUCAGAGCUACUCGUCCUUGGAGUCUCGAGGCUGAAACCACAGAUCUGGACCCUCACCCCCUCCCCUGUACAGUAUUUAUUGUCACCAGCUCCUUAUUUAAAGAUCUU